Molecule: messenger RNA, 1779 nt
Organism: Symbiodinium necroappetens
Lineage: Eukaryota; Dinophyceae; Suessiales; Symbiodiniaceae
Source: the annotation of a GenBank genome assembly
AUGGCGGCCCCCAUCGCCCCCAUCGUUCUCGAUGAGGACACGUGGACCUGCGACAAUCCCAACAUCGUGAUGGUCAAGAUGCCCGAAAUGUCCCACAUUCCGGAGGGAGAGCGUCCGGUUGUCAUGCUGAGACUGCCUGAUGGCACCAUGGCAGACAUACAGACGAUGAACCUUCCGAGCAAUGUCAAAAGGCUGCUCAGCGACAUCGACAUGGACCGAAACGGAGUCGUGGACGACCCGAAUGUGGAUCACGUGGUUAAGAUGCUGGAGAUGAUGCGCGAGGAAUUCGGCUGUGAGAAGGGCCACGUGGCACAAGAAGAGAUGGACAAAGCGCUGAUACUGAUGUCGAAUCUCUUGCGCCAGAAGCGCGAGAACUCGGCAGAUAUGAGCUAUCGCCAUCUGAGCCCCUGCAUUCAGGACGUGAUGAAGGAGUGGGAUAUCGACGGUGACGGCACGGUGGCUCUUCAUGAGCUCACGGAGGCCGCCCAUGCCUACAAGAAGGUCAAGAAGGAAGGCCGUCGGAUGAAGAAGAUGAUCAUCGGCCUCUGCUGCGUCAUCGGUGUGCUGCUGACGGGGAUGUUCGUACUCUCCUAUGUGGCAGCAGACAUGGCGAAGGAGAUGCGCAGCAGUGGCGACGGAGUGAUGCGCGCACAGGGCGAGGUGGUGAAGGUUGCGAGCUCCGACUUCACUUUGGUGGAUGGCCAGCUUGUAGCUCGUGGGGAACCCGCUGCGGCCGAGUGCGGUACCAAUACCACCUGCCGUCGUCUGCAACGCCGCGGAGGUUUUCAGAAACCACUGCAAACGGCUCCGGCGACGAAGAGGGUGGAAGGAAUCUGCUCCCAGUCGAAACGGUCGAACUUCGACAGGCUCAAGGCCUUGGACUUUCGCUGCGUGCAGCCUCUGCAUCUGCCGGUCGACAAGGUCAUGUCCGCCGAGAUGCGGGAGUGCAAUUGCGGACUUGUCAUGAACAUCCACACGAAGGAGGGCAUCGUGACCCUCGACGGAUGCGACGUGUAUGUGGAUGACCCGAUGUUCGAAUUCUUGGAGCAGGCUCAAUGUGCAAGGCUGACGAAGAAAGUGAGAAAAAGGGGCGGCCAACCUCCUCCAGGUCGCCAGGGCCGGGGCGGCCGCCGGGGUGGCCGGCAGCUGCUAGGAGCAACAGACAUCCUGGAUGGCACUUUUGAGUGGUUCGAGGAAGGCGAGGAGCCCUGCGAGAGCAACCCUCUCCCCGAUCCGCAGAGCAUCCCACAGUAUUAUCGCGCGGAGGUUCGCAUCACUGAGCUGCACCCGGAGCCCAUGAAGUCCUUGAAGCGUUGUUUCGGAUUUGUGAGCUGGGCUUCAUCGUCGGUGAGCUUCGUCUACGACCCGCAGGUCGAGGCCUUCUCCCAGUACUUCAGCGACGCCAACGGCUCCGCCCUGACCCUGCCGGGUAUUGUUUCCUACGACGGAAAGGUCUACAAGACCUGGACCGAGGAGGUUGUGAGGGCCGCGGACUCCGAAGUCCAUGUGAAGCGCUAUGCCAUGCAUCCUCUGCAGGCCGAGCUGCACUUGAUGAAGGCUGGCGUCUUGGCGCAAAUGGAUCUUCUUGGAUCCCGAGGCUUCCGCUGCCAGAUUGGCGACGGCGACCUCGGCGCAGAGAGCUUUAACUUCUCAUGGCAGCCGAGUAUGGAAUACCAGGGCACCGUCGCAGAGCCGGACGGCCGCAUUCUACGCCAUUGGAGGAGGGCUGAGGGUUUCAGAGGUUGUUGCUCGCCCGAUGUCCACGCCAAUUCCAAAUAA